Teleopsis dalmanni is the source of this 1551-nucleotide messenger RNA. RefSeq lists its product as uncharacterized. The record is from RefSeq and is a predicted model, not a curated record. The coding region runs from base 85 to 1482 and encodes 465 amino acids. The transcript is spliced from 4 exons. NCBI's taxonomy places the organism in Eukaryota, Metazoa, Arthropoda, Insecta, Diptera, Diopsidae.
UGUAUUUUUAUACAUUUGCAUUUUUGCUAUUUUUAUACGCGUUUUUAUUUUUAUACUUUUGUAACGAAAGCAAUUUUUGGCAAAAUGUAUUCAAACACUAAGUCUGCAUACACCCAUUUAGAUAAGCAGAAAAUCUUAGCCAAUGUCAAGCCUUUGACAUAUGUUGAAGCUAGACGUAAGGUGGUGCCACUUGCUCAAGCUCUCUUAAUCGAACUAUAUGAGUCGGGCUGCACAAAGUGUGCUAGCGGUUUCGAGGCGAUUAUUAGAAAGGAAAAGGAAUUACUUAAAAAAAUAAAUACAUAUUCACCUUUAAUCAGAAAUGAGGAACUUUUAGUUAAAAUAUUUAAUAACAUCAAAGCCGCUGAAGAGCUAAGUGUAAAGGAACUUUGUGGCUCAUAUAGUGAAUGCUUUCAUUUACUGUAUUGCACCAUUAAAUUACUAGAACCGUAUGAACGUUCACAUGAGGUAAUAGUAGGCGAAUCAUUUCUCUUUAUAGCGGAGCACUGCGAUAAAUAUAUUGCCAAUGCAAAAUCAAAUAAAGAUCAACUUUGUACAAUUGUGGAUAACGUUCACGUAUAUUUUGAAGGGAUCGAGAGUAUAGCACGUAUUUACUUCUCGCUUGCCAAGUUUUUACAGGAUACAGGUAGAGGGGACCUAACUGCAAUUCAAUAUUUUGAAAAGACAGAAAUGUUGACAAGGUCACAAGAUUGGGGAACUGAGGGAUCAAUAGGUUUGAGUGAGCGUUACACAUUACACCAGGCAACGGGGGAACGUUUAACUAUAAUGUUAAUUAAAUACAGUAAAGUGGUGCAGAAAACAAAUUCCGAAGAAGCGAUUGAUUAUGCAAGAAAAGCAAUAUUAACAAUAGCAGAGAGAGGCAUAAAAAACAACUUAUAUCUUUUUUUGGACGCACGUUUAACACUCGUAGAAAUUUUAUUAGGUAACAGGGACUUUGAAACCGCAUUUACCCAUAUUACAAAUAUGAAACCUUAUUUCCCAAAAACAAUCAACGAUGAAGAUACAGAUCAAGUUAAAAUACUAUUCUGUAAGAUAAGUUUAUACGAUGCAAUCUGCGACGGAGAAUUAGAUAAACUUGAAAGUUAUGAAGAAAAGUUUGAGGAAUGCCUACUACUAAUGAAGAAAUUCAAUUUUUCGCAUUUACAUGGGAAAGCAUUACUUGAGUUUGGCAAAAUUCUAUGGCAACAUCAACAGUUCGAGAAAGCUGGGGUUAUAUUUGAGGCAACUAAAACUGUUUUUCUACAACUGGGUGAUUUUGAAAUGCAUAAAAGAACAAUAUAUGUGUUUGCAAAAUUAAAGUCGGAGGAAAUUUUUAAGCCAUUCUUAAAUUUAUUGCAAGGCAAAGGCUAUGCUGUUUUGCCUGUUAUAAGAAAAUGGAAAUAUCGCAAAGCAAUAUUUUGGAUUGAAGAUAAUAGUCGUGAUAUAACACUUCAAAGUUAUGAUGAUGCAAUGUAUGCUGAAUAGAAUUAAUCCUUAAGUAUCACCCAUAAGUAGAAAGUGUAAUAAACAACAAAUUUGUCAAACAAUCGAAAA